AUGUCAGAAACCAAACCAGCCUCAUCCAAACCAGCCGCUGCUGCCAAACCAAAGAAAGUCAUUCCACGUGUAAGCAGAACAGGUGAACCAAAGAGCAAACCAGAAUCACGUUCAGCUCGUGCCGGUAUCACUUUCCCAGUAUCUCGUGUUGAUAGAUUAUUACGUGAAGGUAGAUUCGCUCCACGUGUUGAAAGUACCGCACCAGUCUAUUUAGCUGCCGUCCUUGAAUAUUUAGUAUUUGAAAUUUUAGAGUUAGCUCACAAUACUUGUUCAAUCAGUAAAAAGACCCGUAUCACACCACAACACAUCAACUGGGCCGUCGGUAAUGAUCUUGAAUUAAAUUCUCUCUUCCAACACGUUACCAUCGCCUACGGUGGUGUUUUACCAACUCCACAACAAUCCACCGGUGAAAAGAAGAAGAAACCAUCAAAGAAAGCAGCUGAAGGUUCAUCUCAAAUCUAUUAA
This is a messenger RNA of Dictyostelium discoideum AX4, 465 nucleotides long. RefSeq names its product histone H2A (gene H2AX). The record is from RefSeq and is a predicted model, not a curated record. Lineage: Eukaryota; Evosea; Eumycetozoa; Dictyosteliales; Dictyosteliaceae. Gene Ontology annotation, cellular component: nucleosome; chromosome; nucleus. Bases 1 to 465 code for a protein of 154 amino acids. The transcript has a single exon. Gene Ontology annotation, molecular function: protein heterodimerization activity; structural constituent of chromatin; DNA binding.